This is a messenger RNA of Fusarium coffeatum, 981 nucleotides long. RefSeq lists its product as uncharacterized. The record is from RefSeq and is a predicted model, not a curated record. NCBI's taxonomy places the organism in Eukaryota, Fungi, Ascomycota, Sordariomycetes, Hypocreales, Nectriaceae. Bases 1 to 981 code for a protein of 326 amino acids. The transcript has 3 exons. Gene Ontology annotation, molecular function: pectinesterase activity. Gene Ontology annotation, biological process: cell wall modification.
AUGAAGCUUCUUGCAACUUUGAACUUCGUCGCUGCGGCGCUGGCUGCCAGUCGAACGACUGCACCAGCCGGAUGUAUCACCGUCAAGAAGGGCGGUCAAUUCGGCACCAUCCAGUCAGCUGUCAACUCUCUUUCCACCACUGCGACCGGAACUCAAUGCAUCUUCAUCGACCAAGGUACCUACAAUGAGCAGGUCCUUGUUCCUGCUCGCAAAGCCCAACUGACUAUGUACGGAUACACCACCGAUACGAGCGGCUACGCUGGCAACAAGGUUACCAUCACUGCGCGAAAGAGCCAGGCUGAUGGUCUCAACAAUGAUGGAAGUGCAACGCUUCGUGUCAAAGCUGCCAACUUUAAGCUUUACAACGUCAACGUUGCCAAUACCUAUGGAAAGGGUAGCCAGGCUGUCGCUCUGAGCGCUUACGCUGACAGUGGUUACUACGGCGUUGCCCUCACCGGAUUCCAGGAUACCCUCCUCGCCAACGAGGGAUACCAACUGUACUCCAAGUGCAUGAUCGCCGGUGCUACCGACUUCAUCUUUGGCCAGCGCGCUUCCGUAUGGUUCGAGAAGACCGAUCUUCGCGUUGUCUCUGCUUCCGUCGGCUACAUCACCGCAAACGGCCGCGACUCCGACUCCAACAUGUCCAACUACGUCUUCAACAACUGCAACAUCGCCGCCGCCGCCGGAAACAACGUCGCCAAUGGUGCCUACUACCUCGGUCGACCCUGGAGACAAUAUGCCCGCGUCACCUUCCAGAAGACCAGCAUGAGCGCUGUCAUCCACCCUGCUGGAUGGUCCAUCUGGAACAAGGGCGAGGAGAACACUGGCCACGUCCAGUUCAAUGAGUUUGGCAACACUGGUGCUGGCUCUACUGGUCAACGUGCUUCGUUCUCCAAGAAGCUUGGCUCUGCUGUGUCUAUCUCGUCUGUUUUGACUGGUAGCUACACUUCUAAGGGCUUCUAUGAUGGUUCUUAUAUGUAG